ACAUUUGUUUGCUAAUUUGAUCAUGUGAAUUCGGAAACUGACUUUCAAAAAUAAACCUAAUGAGUCUAGCCUACAUGUAGCCUACAAAUAAAGAUAUUAUUAUAGUUUAUUCCAUUCAACUUCAUCUUUAUGUAGGUGUAUAGAGAUUUGUUUCCAGCUCUAAUGAAGUUAGCAGCGCCACUGACUGACUGACUGACCGACCGACCACCUGCAGGUUUGAGCGGCAAUGUCGUUUUUCAACGUCGAAAACUUUCAUUUUGACAGCAGCUCCCAUCAAAUGCAAUCCACCUCGCGACAGAUUAUCUGACUGUGUUAUUUAAGGACAGACAGCAGAUUGACCGACCUACUCACUGUGUAUCUGACGCUGUGCUGCUGAUAUAGAUGGCUCGUCUCCUGACCAGCACAAGAUGAGCAGAGAUGGACCAAAGCGGACAGGACAACAUGAGACAUUUAUGAAAAGUUUCCCUGAAGAAGCCGUUCUCGCUCGGAUCAGGAACAAUGUCUGUGAACAUCUCGAGCGGGAACAGCACACUUCAGCCCGCGCUUUUUACUCACAACGUUCCCGCGCUCAUAUUCGGCGUUUUGCUCAUUAUUGUGAUCAUUUGUGGAAAUGUGCUCGUGUGCCUCAGUGUUUACAAGGAAAAAGCCCUGAAGACAACGACAAACUAUUUCAUUGUGAGUUUGGCUGUGGCAGAUCUGCUGCUGGCAGUUUUGGUUUUACCCCUGUUUGUCUAUGCAGAGUUUCAAGGUGGUGUCUGGUCAUUGGAUGUGGCUCUUUGCGAUGGACUAAUGACCAUGGAUGUAAUGCUCUGUACAGCGUCUAUAUUCAACCUCUGUGCAAUCAGUGUGGACAGGUUUAUAGCAGUGUCCAUACCUCUUAACUACAACAGAAAGCAUGUCGACCAUCGGCAAAUGAUCUUACUCUCUGCCACGUGGCUGUUGGCGCUGGCUGUGGCUUCUCCUGUCAUCUUCGGAAUAAACAAUGUUCCUCAAAGAGACCCCACAGAAUGCAAACUGGAAGACAACAAUUACGUGGUAUAUUCGUCCGUCUGCUCCUUUUUCAUCCCGUGCCCCAUCAUGCUCCUACUGUACUUCGGGAUGUUCUAUGGCUUGCGCAAGUGGGAAGAAGCACGCAAAGCCAAACUGAGGAACAGUAUUCAGGCUUGUCGCAGUUUACAGCAUGCUGCGGUGGCUGCCGCCCUCCCGCCACUGGGGGCGCUGCCUGCAUCUCUGCCCCGGGUCAUUGAGAGGGACUUGGCCCAGUCCGGUCUUGAGGAGCUUGAUGACUUCACACGGCCCGUCUGCCCCUUCCCACCGGAGUAUAAAAACAGCCCCAUUCAAACCGUGGCCUACACUGACAUUAAGUACGGCCAGCCAACUCAGAGAAAGAAGAGGGCUAAGAUCAAUGGAAGGGAGAGAAAGGCCAUGAGGGUUUUACCUGUUGUUGUGGGCGUCUUCCUCUUCUGCUGGACGCCUUUCUUUGUAGUUCACACGACCCGAGCCCUGUGUGAGUCCUGUCACAUCCCUCCAGAGCUGAUGAGCACAGUGACAUGGCUGGGGUACGUCAACAGUGCUCUGAACCCAAUUAUCUACACCGUCUUCAACACUGAAUUCAGGAAGUUCUUCCGAGGAUUUCUACCCCGCUGCUGCUGCUGACAUUCAUCAAGACAUGAUAAUGCCAUAAUUUAUGCUAAAGACAUUUGUACUUAUAAACUGAACUGAAACUGUUUUAUUUUGUUGUUUUGCCAGUACUUUAUUUGUUUGUGCCUACCAUGUACUACAUCCAUAUUAUAUAUAUAUAUAUAUAUAUAUAUAUAUAUAUAGUGGACUUAUUUUCAGUACAACAAACAUUCUCAGCGGUGCCUGGAACAUUUGUGCAUCAUAUUAAAAUGUGCCAUGCUCUGUUAAAAUAUGCCUCAUGCAAAUUAAGCUGAUACAAAAUAUAUAAUGCAUUGCAUA
Messenger RNA from Megalobrama amblycephala (Wuchang bream), 1959 nucleotides. RefSeq names its product dopamine receptor D4b (gene drd4b). Gene Ontology annotation, molecular function: G protein-coupled receptor activity; dopamine neurotransmitter receptor activity, coupled via Gi/Go. The coding region runs from base 499 to 1656 and encodes 385 amino acids. Gene Ontology annotation, cellular component: plasma membrane. Gene Ontology annotation, biological process: adenylate cyclase-inhibiting dopamine receptor signaling pathway; adenylate cyclase-activating adrenergic receptor signaling pathway. The record is from RefSeq and is a predicted model, not a curated record. The transcript is spliced from 4 exons. NCBI's taxonomy places the organism in Eukaryota, Metazoa, Chordata, Actinopteri, Cypriniformes, Xenocyprididae.